AUGCUCUCAACCGCUCAAGUCUAUGUUUAUGAUAUCAACGGACAGCAAAGAAGAUGUAGAGUCCUUCUAGAUCCCGGAUCACAAUCGAAUUUGAUUACGGCGGGUCUGGUACAGCAAUUGAAGCUACCAACGACCAAAGAAAAUGUGCCUAUAAGCAGCAUAAAUCAAGUGAAAACUAGAGUGCAUCUGUCUACGCAGAUUAGGUUGCAAUCGAUGUACAAUGACUUCAGUGUAAUGAUGUCUUGCUUGAUAUUACCAAGAAUCACCGAAAGGCUUCCACAAGUGAGAAUCCAAGCGAAACUGAAUAUAUCUGAAGACAUACAAUUGGCAGAUCCAACAUACGGGAUUCCAGGUGAAAUAGAACUAUUGAUUGGAGCGGGUCUGUUUUGGUCGCUUCUGUGCAUGGAUCAAUUCAAGCAAGAAAGGGGGCAACCAACAUUAUGCAGAACUCACCUCGGCUGGAUUAUAGGCGGCGAGAUGGUGAGUCCGACAGAGCAAUCGGAAAGAAGAGCUUGUCAUCUGAUAACCAACACCCAGUUACACGAUCAAUUGGAAAAAUUCUGGAGACAAAGAGAUGUAUCGGAAACGCGAAUUUACUUGAAACAAGAGCAGAUAUGUGAGGAUUUCUACCGCGAUACGGUUAGGCGUGAGGCGGACUGA
Messenger RNA from Mycetomoellerius zeteki, 660 nucleotides. RefSeq lists its product as uncharacterized. The record is from RefSeq and is a predicted model, not a curated record. The transcript has a single exon. Bases 1 to 660 code for a protein of 219 amino acids. Lineage: Eukaryota; Metazoa; Arthropoda; Insecta; Hymenoptera; Formicidae.